Penicillium psychrosexuale is the source of this 1146-nucleotide messenger RNA. Its product is annotated as WD40 repeat domain-containing protein. Lineage: Eukaryota; Fungi; Ascomycota; Eurotiomycetes; Eurotiales; Aspergillaceae. The transcript has a single exon. The coding region runs from base 1 to 1146 and encodes 381 amino acids. Gene Ontology annotation, molecular function: protein binding. The record is from RefSeq and is a predicted model, not a curated record.
AUGGCCUUGCAAUCUGAACUUGACAGUCUAACUCCUUUCUCCCUCCUCACACGCAAUCUAGACUCAAAGUCUUGGCUUCCUCAACAGCCCCGUUAUUCAUUGCGUUCCCAUCGCGAUACCAUCAAUUGUAUAGCUUUCCAUCCCAAAUAUUCCUCUAUUGCCUCCGGAUCCGACGAUUUCACGAUUAAGAUAUGGGACUGGGAGCUUGGAGAAUUGGAAACGACACUCAAAGGCCAUACAAGAGCGAUUCGUGAUCUUGACUAUGGCUGCCCUCCCGGGGCCGUUGGCGUCCUGCUGGCGUCCUGCAGCUCCGACCUUACCAUCAAGUUAUGGAAUCCGACGGAUGGAUAUAAGAAUAUUCGCACGUUGCAAGGACAUGACAAUAUCGUCAGCGCAGUCCGUUUCAUACCAAAUGGGAGCUUGCUUGCCAGCGCAAGUAAAGACAUGAACAUCAGGCUAUGGGAUGUAACCAAUGGGUAUUGCGUGAAUACGAUACAAGGCCACGCUGGCUGGGUGCGUGACAUUUGCCCGUCUCUUGAUGGAAAGUUUCUCCUCUCUACUGGGGAUGACAUGACUGUUCGAUUAUGGGACAUUUCGGGAAACCCUGAAAAUAAGGUGACCAUUCAUGGUCAUGAAAACUUCAAUGUGUGCUGCGCGAUUGCUCCACCGGCCUCCUAUCAGUACCUUGCGCCAUUGGGCGGAUUGCCGAAGGUCUCAUCUGCGGGAAGUACGGCUUUGUUCAUGGCAACUGGAUCGCGGGACAAGACUAUCAAACUCUGGGAUGCUCGCGGAACCUGCCUUAUGACACUGAUUGGUCACGACAACUGGGUGCAGGCCGUUAUUUUCCAUCCCGGAGGCAGAUAUCUCCUCUCUGUCUCGGAUGACAAGACAUUACGAUGUUGGGACUUGAGCCAAGAAGGAAAAUGCGUGAAGACGCUUAGGGAUGCCCAUAAAGGUUUCAUCACCUGUUUGAAAUGGGCUCCAGGAAAAGUCAAAGACACACUCACACAUGCUGCUAGUGCCCUUGAAGGACAGACAUCAAAAGGUCCCGAGACGCUGAAAAGUGCAGGUGGAGCUGAUGUGCAGAUCCAGUGCGUCAUUGCUACAGGUAGUGUCGACCAGAAGUUACAAAUAUUCGCAGGCUAA